AUGAGAUUCCUCCUAGUAUCAGCGCUCUUGACUGUGGUAUCAAUCGAAGCCUUCUACCCUGAUGGGAUUGAUGGACCUGACCCUCCAAACAACAGGGAUGGAGACAGCAAAUACGAUAUUCCCCAUAUCUUCUUCGAGCCGAAUACAGAUGUUUCGAUGAUUGACAUUGACAUUGGAUCCAGUGUACCCUCUGAUGCUCCUUCCCUCGUACCAUCUGCAAGUAUUACUGAUGCUCCUUCACUGGUUCCAUCUGCAAUUGCGGUGUCCGUCCUAUUUUCUGAGGUGCCUUCAGAUUUGCCAUCCCUUGUGCCUUCGGCUUUGGCAUCUGAUGCUCCCUCGAAUGUUCCCACAGUCUUGGUCGUCCCCACAUCUAGCCCAACAGCUGAACCAACAGCAGUACCUACCGAUACACCAUCGGUUAAAGUCACCGAAAGAAUCGAUGCUGCUCCUUUGAUCACCGAAACUCCUACCGUGAGCCCAACAUCACUUCCAACCAAUGGACCUACCCUUGAUCCAACCAGUGGACCUACCCUUGAUCCAACCAGCGGACCUACCCCUGAUCCAACUGGAACGCCAUCUAUGAUCCCAACUGGGAGCCCAACUGUGACCCCGACUGCACCUCCCACUCUUGAUCCAACUGGGGGUCCAACAGGAGUUCCAUCUGUAUCCCCCACCAUGUCCGAAAGAUUCGCCAAUGAGAUUUCAGAUACCAUUCUUCCUUCGCUUUUGUCCGCCACCCGGUCUUCUAAGCACAGAUUCCAAUGGGGAGGCACCGCCGAAGGAUGCACGCAUGAACAUCCACCAGUCUUUAUCAGUUGUGGGGCUGGUGGUUUUCUAAAUCAAGUCGUUGGAAGCGACGCUGUUUGCGAAAAUCUCUCGAACGAUCGAGCUCGAUGCGACUCCACUCUUGCGGCAUCUGAUGAGGAUGGUGCCUAUGUGGACUUCCAAUGUUCGGGUGUAACAAAGAGUCACCUCACUGCAACUGCUGAAAUUUUCCCCAGCACUGCAGAAAGUUGUGACAUGAAGGUUAGUGAUUCGACCAAUGCGGAAGGACAAGUCGUUACCACUAGGGGUGGAAACGCUGCCGUUUUUGGCGUUCUCGGCCGAGUUUGCAAACAGAACAAUGGUGAAACUCGUCUUGAAAAUGUCUACGAUUGCAACACAGGAACACGUGGGGUGCAAGGAGACGUCAGUUAUUGUGCUUCUGGCAGUAUGUGUGCAGUCAAUCAAGCUUGUACCAAGAGGGGUUGCAACGGAGCUACAAGUUGUCCAGUCGAAGUUGGUGUAGUGUCGAUGUCCAAUUCCGAUGACCGAGAAGCUUGUUCUUUCCCUGAGAAUGGCUUCAACUUGGUGAGCGCUACCUUCCAGGAGACUAAGUUCGCAACUUUUCACGAGGUUGAUUGGACAUUCAGCGGACAAGACCUUGGCUGCAGGACUUUUACUCCUGACUUGACACUUUCUUGCAAGAGCGGAGGAGAAGUGCAGCUUGGAGAUACGUAUCCAUACUGCCUUGAGGCUGGAUCAACCAUUACAUGCACAAAUCCUUUUGGAUCCCAUGACAAUGUUCGCGAGACAUUGACCGUCAAGGUGACUUGUCUUGGAGAUUCUUAUGAUCAGUUGGAACUGGAGGCUAAUCUUCCCGAGCUCAAUGAUGAGGGUUCACUCUGUACGGAUGGCGCGUUGGCCAUUCAGGGGGUAAGCAUCAAGAAGAGCUGCUCAGAUGAUCAAUUUGUGUCGUCGCCUUCGUUUUGUGUCGACUUUGAAGCCAUCUUCGACGAUGAAAAUCUGUGCUAUUCGAAAUUUGAAUGUUUCCAAGACACUUGUGAAGGGACGGAGGUUAUCAUCCCGUCCGUGUCUGCCCUUUCAUUUAGUCCCGAAACCAGAUACUGUGUUCGUGCUGCGUAA
Messenger RNA from Cylindrotheca closterium, 1905 nucleotides. The record is from the annotation of a GenBank genome assembly. Lineage: Eukaryota; Bacillariophyta; Bacillariophyceae; Bacillariales; Bacillariaceae.